UGAGUUCAUCUUUCAGUCUUUUCUGGUUGAAUGGCGACAUCUUGUGGAUUCAGUGGGACCUACAAGCUUUGCAGAGACUUCAUACAGGAUGUGUUGUCAUACAACAAAAAUGAAAGUAAGACAGAUCAAGAGUCAUUCAGCCGCUGUACACGAGGCUGUGCGGCUGUAUUUAUAAAAACCUCGAGCAAACACACACACAGAGAAAGCCUAACCCUCAGUAAGUGAUGAGGAACUCAGAGCCUGUGCUGCAGGCUGCAGGAAAAUAACAUACCAAAGGCACAGAGCAGCUGAUGGAGUCCAUCAUCAGUGGAUACUUGGAGGCCUGUGUAUCAUUGAAGGUUGGUUGGUGUGCAGAGCAUAUAGAGGAAAGGACACAUGGCUUGUACAUCACGGUCUGCCUUAGAGUACGUCAAGAGUGCCAGAUGCUACCUUGUGAAAGAAUUAACGAGUCUCUCUGUGAUUGUGGAGAACUUGAAUCAGCAAGGAGUUCUCGGAGAUGAAGAGGUCAGUAAAAUACAAGCAGAGACUGAUGACUAUGAUAAAAGGAGGAACAUACUGGACAAAGUCACAAGAAAAGGAGAAGAUGCCUGCUAUGAGUUACUCAGGAUUAUUGACAUGACGAGGAAGAGGACCUUAGGGAGACCAUCGCUCCCUGAAAAAAAGAGUGUCACUUCUACUGGGACCAAAACGUUUGACCUGCACCACUGGAUCAGCUGCUUUUCUUUCAAAGACGACACACAAAUGGAUACAAACUACUUACAAGGUCCAAAGUCAUGCCACGACUAUCAGGCAAAGUUGAAGUCAAACGCACAAAACUUAUCAAAUGAGUUUUGGAUGGAAAGCAAAAAUCUGUUUGAAGAAAACAACAAGCCUAAUCUGUUGUACACUUCACUUGUAUUGGACAAACAAGAAAAUGUUUCCCCAUCUAAAAUAAAAAAAAUAAAGAACAAGAAAAGCAAGAUGAGUCGCCCUAAGAAGCUAAAGAGAUACAUCCCUGAGGACAAACGAGAAAUUUCUCCCAGUGACCUGCUGAAAACAGAUAAAAACAUACUCUUGAUUGGAAAACCUGGAAUUGGAAAGACAGCAGUCUGUCAUGAAAUAUUGAGACUCUGGGCAGAAAGAGAGAACAUGGAGCUAGAUUACAUGUUUUACUUUGACAUGAGAGAAACAUCCCAUAUCACAGCGGACAAGGGCCUGGAGGAUCUUCUUUUCGGGGUGUUCAGUAAACCAAAUGAAGGCAAAGAAGAGGUCUUACAGGAUAUAGAGAAGAACUCUGACAAUGUUACAAUCAUUUUUGAUGGAAUCACAGAUCUCCCCUCUUCAUCUGUGGUGCAGAAACUUGUAAAGAAGGACCUGCCUUAUGCAAAGAUCAUCAUAACGUGCAGACUGGAUGAUGAAGAAGACUUCCUUUCUGGAGACUUUCUCAGAGUAGAAGUGAGAGGCUUCAGUGAACGGACCAUAAAAACAUACUUAUCUGCAAUUCUCGGCGAGGAACAGAAGGAGGUUUUGUGCAACUUGGAGCUGUUGACUCUUUGCCAUGUCCCAAUGUAUGCUCUGAUGGUAGCUGCUUGCUUUUCAUCAAAGAUGUCAGAAGACUCUCCACAGCCCUGCACUAUAACUGAAAUAUACAUCAAAAUUGUCCGUUAUCGCCUUAAAAUGAACAACAAAACAAAAGACACACAUCUUAAUUCCUUCAUCAGCAACAAGAGGGAGGAAAUACUGUCUUUGGCUGAGGUUGCUUUUCUUGCAACUGAAGGAAAAACUGUGAACUUGACAGAACUAACCUAUGAAGAUAGCUGUGUCCAUUCCUUCCUGAAAACACUUAUCAUCAACAUUGAUCAUACUGAAUCAAUAAUCACAUAUGCAUUUCUCCAUUACACAAUGCAGGAGUUUUUUGCAGCACUGUGGCUCUUGAAGAAUCCAGAGAAAAUCAAGGAUGUUCUUCAGCAAUGCCUCACUGAGGAGAAGAAAUACAUGAAACAUCUGAUCCCUUUCAUUUGUAGAUUGUUGAAUGACAAGAAGUACCCUACUUUGAUGAAGUGGCUGAUUCCAGCUCAGGAGCUCAAGAAUACAUCUACCUGGUUCUUCAAGGAGUGCUUGUACGAGUCCCAGUGUCCUGAAGCAUGUCUCCAGUUUCUGGACAAACUGGACUACCAUCUUGAUCUUAGUGGAGAGAGUCUUGAUCCCCACCAUUGCUGUGCUGUGUCCUAUGUGGUCACUCAGUCAAAGGAGAGGAAAACAUGGCUGAACCUUGAGGACGCAAUGGUGUCAAAACAAGGAAUGAGACGACUAUUUGGAUGCCUUAAAAAUGUCCAAUGGUGUGACCCUUUGCCACGGCAGCUGUGGAGGAUUUUCCUUCUCAGCGAGGAGCAGAUGGACCACAUCAGCUUACUUGGCUUGGAUGGGAAUCAGUUGCACCUUCCAGUUGAAGGUGAAAGACAACUGUUUGAGAAAGCAGUAAAAGUCAUGCAGAAGAUUACUAUGAAGGUUAAUGUGUGCCUCUACUGGGACAGGGCUAUUCCUGUCUGCCAAAGUCUGUGCGUGUCCCUCUUAGAGGCUUUGCCAAACAUCGGCUCACUCAGUUUCAGGAGGACCUACGGAGAUCCAGGUUUACAGGGCCAGGAGCGAUGCCAUGAGACAUUGGAGAGAGAAAAAAAGGGCCUGUUAUUGGAUUUAUGCCUGGAAGCAGCACUUCACAAAGGAGAAAUAUUUCACAAUGUAGUGAAUAUGCUCUUCUUACUGUUUUCUGUGGACACUGACUUGAAUAACAUCCUUCUUGAUUUUUAUCAACACGUCAAGAGUAAAGGUUGUUUAAGUGACAUUCCAAGAAUACAGCAACUUUACCAGUCACGUACAGUCUGGUCCAUAAACCUGUCAGAGAGAAAGGCCUCCAUCCUGCUGGAAGUGCUAAAACUCCAAUCAGAGAAGAAACAAGUGGAGUGA
Molecule: messenger RNA, 2943 nt
Organism: Thunnus maccoyii (southern bluefin tuna)
Lineage: Eukaryota; Metazoa; Chordata; Actinopteri; Scombriformes; Scombridae
Exons: 8
Coding region: 376-2943 (855 amino acids)
Biological process (GO): regulation of apoptotic process
Molecular function (GO): ATP hydrolysis activity
Source: RefSeq, a predicted model, not a curated record